Messenger RNA from Myxocyprinus asiaticus (Chinese sucker), 6473 nucleotides. It is a transcript of the gene maml3, whose product is annotated as mastermind-like transcriptional coactivator 3. The transcript is spliced from 5 exons. Gene Ontology annotation, biological process: positive regulation of transcription of Notch receptor target; Notch signaling pathway. NCBI's taxonomy places the organism in Eukaryota, Metazoa, Chordata, Actinopteri, Cypriniformes, Catostomidae. The coding region runs from base 659 to 3970 and encodes 1103 amino acids. Gene Ontology annotation, molecular function: transcription coactivator activity. Gene Ontology annotation, cellular component: nuclear speck; nucleoplasm. The record is from RefSeq and is a predicted model, not a curated record.
GCCUGGUGGCUGCUCUUCGCUCGGCUGUUGUCCUUAUAUCACUCCGCUAGCAUGGAGGAGGGGAGUGCUUGAUUAUUGUGAUGGUGGCAACUGCUGCUGUACACAUCGGCGACUGUAGGAUUUCCUCUCCAGUGAUCAGGACUUUAAGAAACUGCACACCUUUUUCGCGCUGCGGGGAGGGUUUCAACGGCCCAACUAAUGAAAUGCAAGUUCACGAAACAACUCCGGAGCCUGUUCGCAGCACACGGCAAAACUUUUUUCAAAAGGACAACACAAUAAAACGACGGGCUCGCGGCAGCGGUGGUUAUGUGUGAUGGUUGCGACUAACAGCCGGAUGUUUGAUGGAGCUCCAGUAGAGGCGAGAGAGUAACAGAGGAAGACAAACGGGGUGACCCCGGUCGCCUCUCUCGCUCCUCCACUGGCCCCGUACUGUUGUGUAUAGUCUCGCAAACGGUUGAGGCAAUAUUGAAUGGUUGACACGGUGAGCCUCCCGGAGGAGGGAACCAGCCACUGCCGAGCAUUUACACUCAUUUAAAAGCUUUCUUCACUGUAUCCGUCUCCCUGGCGAAGCGGACUCGUGCCCCGAUUUGGAGAGGGGAGAGCAAGAGUCAGGGGGGCUUGACAAAGUUCUUCCCAAACCCUGUGUAUCCAGGCACAGAUGAUGGGGGAUUUUGCCAGCCCCGCUGCCGUACCAACCGGCGGCGGCAUUUGCAUUAAUAACAGUAACGUGAACUUAAACUCUGCCCUAAAUUCAACGAACAGCGGCGGCACCGGCGGCGGUAACGUGGGCAUACCGAAGCACAGCACGGUGGUGGAGCGGCUCCGGCAGCGGAUCGAGGGCUGCCGGCGGCACCACGUCACCUGCGAGAGCCGAUACCAGCAAGCUCACGCCGAACAGCUGGAGCUGGACCGCCGGGAGACGGUGAGUCUGUACCAGCGGAGUUUAGAGCAGCGGGCCAAGAAAUCUAACAACAGCAAACAUCAGAGCAAGCAGCAAGACCCCGAUGCAACCGCGACCACCGAGCAGAGGAACAGCACUCUGAUCGCGCUCCAGGAGACAGUGAAGAGGAAAUUGGACAGUGCCCGGUCUCCAUUAAAUGGUGACCAAAAUGGGCUCAGUGAUGGGAGCUACUCUCCCACAACAAAGAGACUACGUAAGGAAGGAUGCACUGGAAUGGACUCCCUGGGAAGCCUCCCUCCCAUUUCCCCACUACAUCAAAUGGACAUCAAACCUACCUUGCCUUUGGGCAACAACAAUGCCUCCACAAACAAUGGAACCGGCAAUGGCAGUGCUGGUACUAACCACAUUACCGGACGACCUGAGGAUUUAGGCAAGAACGGUGGAAUGCCUGACAUUAAACUGAAUGGUUCAUUGGAUUUGGACGAUGGCUUUAGCCUAUUAAAGGACAUGAAACAAGAGCCUUUGGACGAUGCUGGUGGAAUAGAAUCAUCGGAUACAUCGCUUUCAAAUCAGAACAAGCUGUUUUCUGACAUCAAUCUGAAUGACCAGGAAUGGCAAGAACUGAUUGAUGAGCUGGCAAACACAGUGCCUGAAGAUGACAUGCAUGACCUCUUCAAUGAGGACUUUGAGGAGAAGAAGGAAGUUAGUGACUUCACACGGGCCACGACAGAACAAACGCAGCUUACACAAGACCCAGCACCAAACCCUGUAGCUACGGCACCCAACAGUACACCACAACCACAGUGUGGCCAGAUACCCAUGGGCUCACCUCAAGUACGGCCAUCUUCCUCUGGUCCCCCUUUUGCAACUGCUGCCAAUGGUACACCACCCCAGCAACCCUUGCAGCAGUCACCAGCAGUUGGAAUGCCAUCAGGAUCGCCCGCAAACUGUGUGGCCCGGUCUCCACAAACACCUACCCAGGCUCAGACGCAGGCCCUAAGACCUGGGAAUGGAUAUAUGAUGAAUGCAGGUCCUGGUGUUGGCCCUGUGGUAUCAACACAAGGAGCAGCAGUGGGCCCUGGAGGAGGAACUGCAGGUGGAGGUGGGCCUGUUGCUGUCCCACCAAACUCUGAACUUUCCCCGGCCGAGCAGCUGAAGCAAAUGGCUGCCCAACAACAGCAACGUGCCAAACUUAUCCAACAGAAGCACCAGCAGCAGUCCCAGACAGCAAGCUGGUCACCUGCAGGAGCACCAACAAGCCCAUACAGUGGACCCUUUAACCCAGACAAACCAAAUAGCCCCAUGAUGUAUCCACAGGCUUUCAAUUCCAGCAGCACAAUGGGGCCAAAAACACCAAGCAUGAACAACUACCUCCCACAGAACCACAUGAAUAUGCUCAACCAGCAGCCACAGCAGCAAUCUAAUAACUUGGCUGCCCAAAACAACCUCAAUAAGCAGCUCUCUUAUAACAACACCAAGCCGCUGACCCAUUUUAGUGGAGUAGACCACAUGAGUCAGCGGAUGACGCCUCCCAUGGCCAAUCCAGCUAAAAACCCGAUGAUGCCCUACAUGCAGGGUGCUGCAGGGCAAGGGGGUGGCCCACCACAAGCUCCAGGUCCAAUACCCAGCCAGACAUCCCAUCUAAAUGAGGAACAGAAGAGGAUGAUGUUGAUCAAGCAAAAAGUGCUGAGUCAAGGCUUGCCGUAUGGCACUAUGCAGCAGCAUGUACAGGAUCAAGGUUUGGUUGUACUGUCGCGGCAGGCAGGUGGAGUCCAGCCACCUCACGGAGGACCAGGGGGCGUGGCCUCAGCAGGGCCUAACGGUGUGGGGCCUGGCGGUUAUAUGGGCAAUCCACAGCAACAACAGCAAGCGGCCAUGAUGAAACAGAUGAUGGCUAUGGAGCAGGAGAAGAGAGUUCAGCUUCAUCUGAUGGAGCAGCAGAAAGCACAGCUCCUGAGAGAACAGAGACAACAGCAGCAGCAACAGCAUAUGCUGGCAGAACAAUUACAACAGCAGCAGCAGCAGCAUCUCCCAAGACAGAUGAGUCAGGCACAGAGGAAUCCAUACCCACUCCAACAGUUUCAAGGCACGUCCCAGGAGAUUGCAGCAAGGAACCAGACGCUACAGAACUUGCGGAACGCUCGACUUCUGCAGCAGCAGCAGCAGAACCCGGGGAUCCUGCAGAUGACGCCCGUCCAGAAUUCUGCAGCAAUGCCUUCACAGGGAGACAUGAGCAUGGCAUAUGGAGGCCAGGCAGGUGCACAACCAGGCAUUUACCAGGGUAUGAACCCAGGCAUGGGCCAAAUGCUCCAGCAGCAACAGCAGCACCAUCCCAACCAAAGUGGCAUAACGAUGGCACAGAGACAAGCGGGUGCCGGUGGACAGGGAAUGGUCAUCGGAGGAGCGGGAGGUGGGUAUGGGCAAGGAAUGCUCAUGAACCCGGCCCUCUCGCAGCAGCAAAUGAAAUCAGGCGUCGUUGCCCCUGGUGGGCAGCCAUUGGCCAAAGCCCAGGUUCAAAGACUGCAAACCAUGAUGGGAGGUGGAGGCCAGACGUGGCCUCCGCAACAGCAGCAAAAUAUGCAGGCCAUGGCUGGUAGGACUUCAAACGACAUGGCGUUUAAUAGUAAUCCUGCAUAUGCCAUGCAAGGUGGGCAGCCUCCUAGGAUGGCCAAGCAACAUUUUGCCCAAGCGAUGGGUGGACAGAGUAUGGUGGACCCACGUUCUAUAAAUCCAGCAGCAAUGGGUGGGCCAAUGAUGUCACACAUGGCAGGGCAACCAAGGGCCAACCAGCCAAGGGGUAUGGUGAUGCCAGCCAUGAACCAGGGCGUGCCCAACAUGGCUGCUUUCGGACAGGGGUCUGCUCAGGGUAUGCCGGGGUCAUCAGGAGGGGGAGGGCCAUACAUGCCAGGUGGUCAGCCUCAGGGCUACCAGAGGACGUCCAAUCAGGACCUGGCAUAUGGUUACGGCAGCCAAUCAGGGGCUGGGCCUGGGGUUUCGUUCAGCCUAUCGGAUGGGACAGAUUUGGAUUCAACAGAAGGUUGGUUGGAAGAGUUUUUCCCCAACCAAUAGCCUAAGUGAUUUUUUUUAAUAGAACAGUUUUAUUGAAAAUGUGAUUUUUGUUUUGUUUUUUAUUACAUGGUCGACAAAACUAAAAAUAUAGUACAUGUUGUGUAUUACAUGUGUGUGCUGUCACAAUAUUUAAUCAAACUGCUCUCUGUUUGGGUUGCUUCUCGAGUAAGAAUCCUUAAGAAAUGUUUUUUUUUUUUUUUUUUUUUUUUUUUACUUUAAGAAUACCGUUCUCCAACAUUUUCAUGUAUGUUUUGUCAAUUUUCAUUUUUUUAAGUCCUUUACGCUGUUCUAAGGGCAAGAGGCACUAAAAACUUGCAAAAAUCCAAAUAUAUAUAUAUAUAUAUUUUUUUUUUUUUUUUUUUUUUUAUAAUGUAUUGUUUUUAGAUCUUAACCUUUAUCCUGACAUACCUGUUCAAGUAGUGUAUGAAAGCGAGUGUGUGGAAAUCUGAGGUAGGCCUUUGUCAGCAAUGGAUCCCUUUUCCCAAACCAAACAAUUCAGUACACCACUUCCCCUCUUUCUUCUGUCUCACACAUUCUCUCUCUCUCUCCCUGCUUUUGACCUGUGUAGUGAUCCUCUGCAUUUGCUCUGCUUUCUGUGAGUCUGUGUGUGUUUAUUUGCACUAUGAGCAUCACAACAAAACACAUCAGACUGUGUUUGUUCUUAGUGCAUGCAAGAUAGAUGCUCUGCUGUCGCUAGGCGACCGUUGUCAUUAAAAGAGUGAAGCUGCAUGCGUGCGUGCGUGCGCGUGUGUGUGUGUGUCUCAACUGAGUGCUUAUUAAUAUCGCUUGAAGAGAUUUGGCAGCUACAAACUUCUCUCUCCCCUCGCUAAAACUGUGAGAAAGAGAUGUUUUCUUUAGUCAUAAUGGCAGCUAGAAAGGAGUGCAACUAUUACAUGGCUCAAAACAGACAUUUCACCAAGUAUAAAAUAAGGUUUAUUGAUGGGUUUUAAUGUAACAUUCUGCAGACAUUUGCAAAGAUCGGAAGAAACGUUCAAUGUUGUGAAUCAACGUCUCAGAUAUCUAUUUUUAAAACCAAUAUUUGACCUUUAGAUGAUUCGCAACAUUCUAGUUUUUGUUUUCUUUGUUUGUUGUAAGAAUUAACAUAAUUACCUGUGAACACUGGUUCGAGACUUACAGUACAUACUGUUUUUCCGCUGAUGGGACAUGUCACUUUUCCCCUUUCAGUUGACCAAGCAAAUUACUGAUAUUUGUUAGUUGCUACCAGAGCACACAGUUAUCUAAGAGAAAAUUAUUUCAAACUCUUCUGACACUCCUCUAUCCACGAAUCCACUGAAUGCUUGAGAAAGGAAAGAUAAUUACAUCAGAAGACUCUGGCAAUCGAUGUAUAAUCCAGACACCUUUCUCUGUCGUCUUUCUUCCAAAUCGCAACAAAUUUUCAACAACAAAUGUAUUGGGAAGUUUAAUUUUAUGAUCCAUGUCUGUUAUAUCAAAAAAUGUGUGUUCAUUGUGUUCAAAAAAAAAAAAAUUCCACAUAAAGAAUGGUUUGUUUGAGAUGUGUAGUGUUCCUUACACAAGUUUUGACCUGGUAUGAUUUCAAAUGCCAUCCCAAUAUGACAAGCCUUUAUCUUACCGCUAAGUACUUGACUUGUUUUUCAGACCUAUUUUUGCCAUCUGACGUUGACCUUGAAAUGUCACAUAAAUAAGUAUAUCAGUCUUUUCUCCUCUGUUGUGUGUGUUGCUUUAUGGUGUCAUAGUCAUAGCCAUGGUGUCUAGUUCUCUGUGAUCAAACUCUAUUUUAAGUCUAGUUUGAUUGUUUCAGCUCUCUGAGGAAUGUAACAGGAAUGUAACAUUGUGACUGACUUGCCCCUCGUUACAUUAUGAUUUUAUUUUAUUUUACAAAAACGGUUUCAUUUUUGUCUUAAUGGGAGAAGAACACAUUCACAUCUUCAGUGUUUCACAAUAGUGUUAUAUUGUUGCCCUGUCAAGAGGAUUGCAGAGGGAGGACAUGAGGUCCAUGUUCUCCAACUGUCUCACCAAAUAUCAACAAUCUGGGACCAAGUUUUUGAUUUCUGUUGAAGUCAUUGAUCUUACUUUUUUCCUCCUUUUUUAUUUCGUACUGGUGCUGACAUAUAUGUGAUGGAAAAAGAUAUAAAUCAGAUACAGUUAUUUGUAAAUAUGUUUUUACAAUUUUAAAUACAUCAGAGGAUAAGUCUGUACUCACUGUAAAGAUAUUGCUGUUUAAGAUAGAGAAGUAUUUUUAUUUAAUCUUUUUUCCACUUUUAAACUCAUCUGAGCUAUACCAUUGCACUUCAGACAAUGUCUUACUACUAAUUUGUAAUGUAAACUUCCUCUAAUUUUUAUUUUGAAGGUUUUUUCUAGUUUUAAAAUUUUACUCUGUAUCUAAAGCAGUGCUUUUUUUUUUCAAUGUACAGAAUUAUGUAAAUGGUUAUGCCAGAGAGUUACAAAAAGAUUUUUUUUCUUUUUCUUUUUUUUUUUUUCAGGAAAAAAAAAUACAUUAAAGAGAUUGAUCAUUAAAAAAAUG